AUGGGACGGCUGGAGGGAGAAACGCCGUCCUUCGCCAGCAGCCGUCGGGCGAGAGCUAACGUGGAAGAUCAACACUUAUUAAUGCAUGACCAGACAGUCAUUAGAAAAGGUCCCAUUUCCUUAACGAAAAACAGUGCCCUGAGUCUCCCCUGCCAAAAGGAUGGAUUAAUUGGAGUGGUCAUAAACCCCAAUGAAGUAUUUUGUUCGGUUCCGGGGAGACUAUCCCUCCUGAGCUCCACAUCGAAGUACAAAGUGACAGUAGCAGAGGUCCAGAGACGGCUCUCGCCCCCCGAGUGUCUCAACGCCUCUCUGCUGGGCGGAGUGCUCAGAAGAGCCAAAUCUAAAAAUGGUGGCAGAUCAUUAAGGGAAAAACUGGAUAAAAUUGGCUUGAAUCUUCCUGCUGGUAGAAGGAAAGCUGCAAAUGUGACACUAUUGACAUCUUUGGUGGAAGGUGAAGCUGUACAUCUUGCUCGUGACUUUGGUUAUGUUUGUGAGACAGAGUUUCCUUCCAAAGCAGUGGCCGAAUAUUUAACUAGACCACACAUGGGCCGCAAUGAAAUGGCAAACAGGAAGAAUAUGCUUCUUGCUGCAAAGCAGAUUUGUAAGGAAUUCACAGACCUCCUCACUCAGGACAGAACUCCUCUUGGAAACACGAGACCCAGUCCCAUCUUGGACCCUGGCAUCCAGGGCUGUUUGACUCAUUUUAGCCUGAUCACACAUGGCUUUGGGAGCGCUGCCAUCUGCGCUGCCAUGACAUCCGUCCAGAACUACCUAAAUGAAGCAUUAAAAAUAGCAGACAAAACAUACAUGAACGCUGGCGACCAGAGCCCUGCAGAAACCAACAAAACCAUUGAUAAAAUGGAUAAGCACAGGAAGUAA
Messenger RNA from Charadrius vociferus (killdeer), 879 nucleotides. RefSeq names its product transcription factor AP-2 gamma (activating enhancer binding protein 2 gamma) (gene TFAP2C). The transcript has 6 exons. The record is from RefSeq and is a predicted model, not a curated record. Gene Ontology annotation, biological process: regulation of cell population proliferation; regulation of transcription by RNA polymerase II; anatomical structure development. NCBI's taxonomy places the organism in Eukaryota, Metazoa, Chordata, Aves, Charadriiformes, Charadriidae. The coding region runs from base 1 to 879 and encodes 292 amino acids. Gene Ontology annotation, molecular function: DNA-binding transcription factor activity, RNA polymerase II-specific; RNA polymerase II transcription regulatory region sequence-specific DNA binding. Gene Ontology annotation, cellular component: nucleus.